This is a messenger RNA of Gracilinanus agilis (Agile Gracile Mouse Opossum), 2013 nucleotides long. RefSeq names its product ADP-ribose pyrophosphatase, mitochondrial-like. The coding region runs from base 1 to 1188 and encodes 395 amino acids. Gene Ontology annotation, cellular component: mitochondrion. NCBI's taxonomy places the organism in Eukaryota, Metazoa, Chordata, Mammalia, Didelphimorphia, Didelphidae. The transcript is spliced from 2 exons. The record is from RefSeq and is a predicted model, not a curated record. Gene Ontology annotation, molecular function: ADP-ribose diphosphatase activity.
AUGGGGCGGGGCCUGAGCAGAGGGCGGAGUGUAGCCACUUGCACUUCCUGGGUCUCGCGUCUAGGCGGCCAGAUGACCUGUCAGCGCUUCCCCUGGGACCACCUGGAUGACAUUGUCUUUUGCUCCGGGAAACCUCUUCAGGAAGCCAGCGAGGCCAAGGAAAGAGGUUCCCAUACCUCCAAGCUGGCUGUGACUUUGGUUUUCGGGGCUUCCCUGCUACGUCGAGUGACUGGUCUGGCGGCCUCGGGAGAGUUGUUCCUACGAGCCUGUCUCACCUCAGCUCUAAUUAUGUCACACCCCACGCGUGCUGAAGGGAACGCCCACAGUAAGGCACGAAUGUCUCCUUACCCUCGGUCCACGGUUGAGCGAAGUCACGUCCCAGAUGAAAAAGUGCCUUGGCGGGUUGAUUGGCAUGAAUAUAAGCCUGUGGAAUAUACAGCUCCUGCCAUCCUUGCAGGGCCCGCGUGGGCAGACCAACAGAUAGGUGAAAGGGAUUUUUCCCCAAAAUUCAAUGAGAAGGAUGGACUUGUUGAUCGCAGGAGCCACAAUGGCACAUAUGAAAUUGAAAAUGGGCGACCUAGAAAUCCUGCAGGGCGCACGGGACUUGGUGGCAGGGGACUCUUGGGACGUUGGGGCCCAAACCACGCCGCAGACCCCAUCGUUACUAGAUGGAAAAGGGACAACCAUGGAAAUAAGGUCUCCCACCCUGUUUCUGGGAAAGACAUCCUACAGUUUGUAGCCAUAAAACGGAAAGAUUGUGGAGAAUGGGCAAUCCCAGGGGGCAUGGUGGAUCCAGGAGAGAAAAUCAGUGCUACCUUGAAACGAGAGUUUGGUGAAGAAGCAAUGAAUUCCUUAGUGAAGUCUAAAGUUAAAAAGAAAGAGCUGGAGGAACAACUGAACAAACUUUUCAGCCAGGAGCAUUUAAUGGUUUAUAAGGGGUAUGUGGAUGAUCCUCGGAACACUGAUAAUGCAUGGAUGGAGACAGAAGCUGUGAACUACCAUGAUGAAACAGGUGAGACGAUGGAUAAUCUGACUCUCGAAGCAGGAGAUGAUGCUGGGAAGGUUAAAUGGGUAGAAAUCAGUGAUAAACUCAAGCUUUAUGCCAGUCACUCCCAAUUCAUUGAACUUGUGGCGGAGAAACGAGGAGCUCACUGGAGUGAGGAUGGAGAUCCGGGCUACCAUGGAUGAUAGCUUAGGAAACAACGUGUAUAAACAGUUCUGGGUCCAGAGAAAGCGCUUAGAAUGCUCAUUUAAAAGGGUCAUAAGGUUGACCUCAAAGAAGAAACUUUAGAAGAUGCCUACCCUGAUACUUUGCUUAGUUGAGGGACUCAGAGUAUAAAUCACUGUAUAUAUAUAAUUUUGUCAUUCUCUUUGGUUUUUAUGUACUUUCCACCCUCUUAAAAAUUCUUUGUUAUAGAGAAUGUCUUUCUGUAGGGGAAGGGAAGUGGCUCAUGAGGUACUGAAAAAAUUAAGACAAAUCACAUCCCAAACUGUCUGUAAUUGCCCCUAAGUCAGGGAUUUGUAUUAAGUAGAGUGAAAUGGGAAAGAGAAGAAAAGCUUUUUAGUCAUAAGAAGAUAAAUAUAAAUUGCAUUUCAUACAUGUUAUUUUUAUAUUCUUCUUAGCCUUUCAAUACUUGUAGGCCAAAGUAAAUGCCUAGCCACCAACUUUCUUUGCUUUUUUUUUUCUCUGCCAAUUCUUUCGAUAAUUUGUUCUGCUUAAUUUUUCUCCACCUGAAUUUUGUAGUACUGCUGUUUUCAUGCCAUAGCAUGUGUGCCAGAAGGAGCCAUAACAUUAGCAAUGGUCUAAGUAGCCUGAUUUUUGUGUUAACUGUUUCAAAAUUAAUUUUGUGUAGUCAUGUUAAAACUACUUUUAGUAUUGGAAACUGAGUAUUUUUAACUUUUAAGCGAUCGACUAUAUGUAAAAAAUCUAGUUAUUGUUUUAUAAAGUGAUAAUAAAAUACUUAAGAACCAGCACUCAAAUUGUUUCCAUUUUAGAAAAUCCUCAAUAAAGCC